CCCCUGUCUCCUAUUCCUCCGCCGGCUCCCCCGGCUCCUACUCCUCCGCCGGCUCUCCCGCCGGCUCCGGACCCUCCGCCGGCUCCCCCGGCUCCUGCUCCUCCACCGGCUCCUAUUCCCCCGCCGGCUCCCCCGUCUCCUAUUCCUCUGCCGGCUCCUAUUCCUCCGCCGGCUCCCCCGGCUCCUACUCCUCCGCCGGCUCUUCCGCCGGCUCCGGACCCUCCGCCGGCUCCCCCGGCUCCUGCUCCUCCCCCGGCUCCUGCUCCUCCACCGGCUCCUGCUCCUCCGCCGGCUCUCCCGCCAGCUCCGGACCCUCCGCCGGCUCCCCCGGCUCCCCCGGCUCCUGCUCCUCCACCGGUUCCUAUUCCCCCGCCGGCUCCCCCGUCUCCUAUUCCUCUGCCGGCUCCUAUUCCUCCGCCGGCUCCCCCGGCUCCUACUCCUCCGCCGGCUCUUCCGCCGGCUCCGGACCCUCCGCCGGCUCCCCCGGCUCCUGCUCCUCCCCCGGCUCCUGCUCCUCCACCGGCUCCUGCUCCUCCACCGGCUCCUGCUCCUCCGCCGGCUCUCCCGCCGGCUCCGGACCCUCCGCCGGCUCCCCCGGCUCCCCCGGCUCCUGCUCCUCCACCGGUUCCUAUUCCCCCGCCGGCUCCCCCGUCUCCUAUUCCUCUGCCGGCUCCUAUUCCUCCGCCGGCUCCCCCGGCUCCUACUCCUCCGCUGGCUCUUCCGCCGGCUCCGGACCCUCCGCCGGCCCUUCCGCCGGCUCCGGACCCACCGCCGGCCCUUCCGCCGGCUCCGGACCCUCCGCCGGCUCCCCCGGCUCCUGCUCCUCCGCCGGCUCUUCCGCCGGCUCCUGCUCCUAUUCCUCCGCCGGCUCUUCCGCCUCCCCCGGCUCCUGCUCCUCCGCCGGCUCCUAUUCCCCCGCCGGCUCCCCCGUCUCCUGCUCCUCCGCCGGCUCUUCCGCCGGCUCUUCCGCCGGCUCCUGACCCUCCGCCGGUUUCCCCGUCUCCUAUUCCUCCACCGGCUCCCCCGGCUCCUUUGAAGUUCCACUCGGACUGUUUAUUGUGA
Molecule: messenger RNA, 1062 nt
Organism: Esox lucius (northern pike)
Lineage: Eukaryota; Metazoa; Chordata; Actinopteri; Esociformes; Esocidae
Product: vegetative cell wall protein gp1-like
Exons: 3
Source: RefSeq, a predicted model, not a curated record